Messenger RNA from Sclerotinia sclerotiorum 1980 UF-70, 1017 nucleotides. RefSeq lists its product as hypothetical. The transcript has a single exon. Gene Ontology annotation, biological process: polysaccharide biosynthetic process. Gene Ontology annotation, cellular component: membrane. Lineage: Eukaryota; Fungi; Ascomycota; Leotiomycetes; Helotiales; Sclerotiniaceae. The record is from RefSeq and is a predicted model, not a curated record. The coding region runs from base 1 to 1017 and encodes 338 amino acids.
AUGUCUGUAGCCGUCUAUUACCGACUCUCCGAAGCUCGAUAUGGCUCUCCCUUAUCAUCACUUACGGCUCAAAUUGGAAGUUGGUAUGAAACUUGCUGGCAACUUUUACAAGCAUCGUGGAGAUGGGACGACCCUUCUUGGCCCAUGCCACGCUACAAUCCAGCCCUAUGGACCAUUCCUGUGGAAUUCGCACAAUCAAUGCUUCUGUUCAUUGUUAUACUUGGACUUUCUCAUGCUCGCAUAAAUAUGCGACUCCUGAUUCUCGCGUGUAUUAUGUCGUUCUGUUUCUGGAGCGCACAAUUACACACGGUUGAAUUUUUAGGCGGGAUGUUCAUUGCCGAAGUUACACUCCUUCAAUCAUACAAUUCAACACCAUCCAACUCUCCCGAAUCAUCUCCCAUUCUUCCUACCACGGAAUUCGACGACAAAAAGGCAGAAUCUCCUAUCGCUACAGCUUUCGAUACCACAGUUCCCAGUACAACUUAUAACAGAAAUACUUUCAUUAAGGCAUUUUGGAUACUCAACCUCAUAUGCGGUCUCUAUAUCUCCUCAUGGACAAACAGUCAUGUGGAUGAAGUUCCUAUUCUCUCAAUCCUCGACGCACACACUCCGAGACCUUAUAAAGGCCAAAGAGUUUGGUUUUGUCUCGCGGCCUUCCAAAUAGUACUAGCAUGUACUCAACUCCCCAGCUUACAAUCUAUUUUCAACCUACCGCUUGCUCAAUAUCUAGGCAAUAUAUCAUAUGCCCUCUACCUAACCCACAACCUCUGUCUUACGAUCCUCGAGCCAUUCUUCGCACCGCUGUUUGAACGGACCAUAGGAAAAGGUUCCUUCUUCGGUAGACAUGGUGUUUGGGCGGCAGGAUUACUGAUUUAUGGACCGUUCAUAUUGUGGACAGCAGAUGUGUUUUGGAGAGGAAUCGAUGUACCGUCGACGAAAUUUGCGAGGUGGCUUGAGAGUAAAUGCUUGAUUGAUAAGGAUAGUGAAAGUCCUAGAAGGGGAAAUACCCAAUUGUAA